AUCUUUAAUCUAAUCUACUUUCUAAUUCAUUUUGUGUACCACAGGAAAAGAUAACAAUAAUGAGAACAUAUGAGAGAUAUUGGUGGUGGGUUAAGGAGAAGAAGCAGAUGGCUUUGGUGCUGUUCAUGAUAGUAACAGUGAUGCUUCAACUCCAGAUGAAAGGAUGUGUGGGUUGUCUGGAAACUGAACGGAUGGGUCUUCUGCAACUCAAAUCGUAUCUCAAGAAUGAUUUUGAAGUAGAAGAAGAAAGCAUGAUGAAAUCAUGGAGUCAUGAGGAUCCUAGCAGUGAUUGCUGCCAAUGGGAAAGGGUAAAGUGUAGUGACGCUACCGGUGGCCACGUAGUCCACCUCUCGCUUGAUAGUCUCGAACGCUACUAUGAGUUAAAAGACCAUUCUCUAAAUCUGUCUUUGCUUCAUAGCUUCCCUCGACUCCAAAGUCUUAACUUUUCAUUCAAUUGGUUCAGUGACUUGUUUGAUCCCAUCAAUGGUCAUAAGAGCUUUCAGAAACUGGAAAAGCUGAGGACCCUGGAUUUCUUAGACAAUCGUCUCAACAACAGUGUUUUCACUUUUCUAAGUGAAGCAAGGUCGCUCAGGACUCUAAACCUUAGUUACAAUUUACUGGAUGGUGUCUUUCCUCCUAAUGGCCUAGAAAAUCUUGUAGAGUUAGAAGUCUUGAGCUUGGCAGGAAAUACAUUCAACCACGCUAAAUUUAUUCAAGGUGCACUUCUUCCUUCAUCUUUACACGUAUUGAAUCUUGCAAGAAAUCAAUUAUCAUUGACCCCAAAAGGCUACUUGGAGAUUUGCGCAUUACUGAAUCUUAGAGAGCUGGAUUUAAGCUUCAAUGCUUUGACAAAUACUCCUUAUUGUCUGGCUAACUUAAGCCGUCUUCGAACUCUUGAACUAUCCGAAAACCAAAUCAGUGGAGACCUGUCUUCCUUUGUACCUGGUCUACCAUCAACGCUCGAGUACUUGUCCCUUUUUGAUAAUGACUUCAACGGUUCGUUCUGGUUCAGUUCACUUGUUAAUCAUACAAGACUCACAGUAUUCAAACUGUCAUCGAAAGUUGGUAAGAUCCAAGCUCAGGAUGAGAGCUCCUGGCUUCCACCGUUUCAGUUGAAGAUGCUGAAGCUAAAGCGAUUCGAUCUUGGCAGCGCAAUCCCUAGCUUUCUUGCUCAUCAACAUGACUUGCGCUUCAUUCAUAUUAGUUAUAGCCAGUUGACAGGACCUUUUCCGGGUUGGCUUGUGCAGAAUAAUACAAAGCUCGAGGCUAUUAUACUGAACAACAAUUUUUUGACAGAGUUUCGACUACCUACGCUUGUCCAUGGCAUACAAGUUCUUGAUAUCUCGAGUAACAGGAUAUACGGUUCACUUCCAAAAGACAUAGGGGUUGUUUUUCCACAUCUGAAGUAUAUAAAUUUUUCUUCAAAUCAUAAUCAUGGAACCAUUCCAUCUUCUAUGGGCGAGAUGAGAAGUCUAGAACUCUUGGACAUGUCCUAUAAUCGUCUAUAUGGUCAGCUACCCAAAACGUUUUUACGUGGUUGCUACUCGCUGAUGAUGCUGAGGCUCUCCAAUAACCAACUCCAGGGGAAAGUAUUUCCGAGACAUGCAAAUCUUACUAGUUUAGUUUUGUUGUAUCUUGAUGGAAACAGUUUUGAUGGGAGUCUCGGAAAAGGUUUGUUGAACUCAAAGCGUCUAGAUCUGUUGGACAUAUCAGAUAAUAGGUUUUCCGGCACAAUUCCAUUUUGGAUUGGUAAAAUGUCAGACCUAACACAUCUAUACAUGAAGGGUAAUAAGCUAAAAGGUCCUUUGCCUCAUCAACUUCAAAAUCUACAACUUCAGGUAGUAGACAUAUCAAACAAUAGCUUUUCUGGUUCCAUUCCAGAGAAUAUUGCUGUUUCAUGGCUCAGAGACUUAAGACUACAUAGCAACCAGUUUGUGGGCUCAGUUCCGAGCUAUUUAUUCAAGUCUGAGGAAUUACAGUUGCUCGAUCUGCGGCACAACAAUCUUUCUGGUAUGAGUCUGGAUACUAUUGGAAAGACAUCUAACUUACGUGUUCUUCUUCUAAGGAAUAAUAGCUUCCGGACUCAUAUCCCUGAUAUGAUAUGUCAGCUAAGUAAUGUUGGUCUCUUGGACUUGUCUCACAACAAAUUCAAAGGCGCCAUACCCUCAUGUUUUGGUAAAAUGUCUUUUGGUGCCCAAACAUACGACAGUAUGUUCAGUCUGUAUGAUUACUCACUAGAAUUCUCAUUCUUUCAAAGUUGGAGUUAUACAUCAGCUCUUUACCUUGUUGAUACCGUAGUACAGAUUAGCCUUCAGACAACACCAAAAACUACAGUGAACUUUUUAUCUAAAAGCAGAUAUGAAACAUAUGCAGGUAAUAUUCUUCAAGAUAUGUAUGGUCUGGAUUUGUCAAGCAACCAAUUAUCCGGUGAGAUUCCAGUUGAAGUUUGGGAUCUUAAGAACAUCAUAUCCUUGAAUUUUUCAAGCAACCGCCUCAUCGGCUCCAUACCAGGUAGCAUUUCAAAUCUGAAGAAUUUGGAGAGUUUGGAUUUAUCCAACAAUAAGCUACAUGGAAACAUCCCUCCUCAGCUAGCCGAUCUCAACAAUUUAGGAGACUUCAAUGUCUCAUAUAACAAUCUAUCUGGUGAAAUCCCUUUCAAAGCCCAUCUUGUGACCUUUGAGGCAACAAGUUACAUAGGCAAUCCUCAUCUAUGUGGACGUCCUACCAAUAAAAGUUGCAACCUCGAGGGAGCCACCGAGCCAAGUGCAUCAAAGCGGGCCAAAGAGGAAGAAGAAGAGGGUGAUGGUGUGAUGGAUAUGGUGUGGUUUUAUUGGACCUGUGGUUCAGUCUACAUCUCCACAUGGUUGGCCUUGUUUGCGUUUCUAUGCAUAGACUCACGUUGGUCCCGUGAAUGGUUUUAUCGUGUCGAUCUCGUGGUUCAUCAUCUUCAACGCUUCAAGGAUGGCUGCAACUGAGCCUAAGGUUGAUUCAGACGCUAGGAUUUGACAAUACAAUGGCGAAUAGAUUAGACAAUGAGUAUGAUUACUUGUUCAAGAUCGUCCUAAUCGGCGACUCAGGUGUUGGCAAAUCCAACAUUCUCUCCAGAUUCACCAGAAACGAGUUCUGUCUCGAAUCCAAAUCCACCAUCGGCGUUGAAUUCGCGACCAGGACAUUAC
Messenger RNA from Brassica napus (rape), 3176 nucleotides. Its product is annotated as receptor-like protein 1. Gene Ontology annotation, molecular function: protein binding. The record is from RefSeq and is a predicted model, not a curated record. Lineage: Eukaryota; Viridiplantae; Streptophyta; Magnoliopsida; Brassicales; Brassicaceae. Bases 60 to 2975 code for a protein of 971 amino acids. The transcript has 6 exons.